GAGGAGGAGGAGGAGGAGGAGGAGAGAGACGGUUAUCCGAGAAUGCUCAACACACACCGGGAUUAAAGAACCGGGAGAGCGGGAGAGACCCGGAGCAGACAGGGGCGAGGAAACAUGAAGACACCACGCUGUGCAGCCGUGGCGGGAGUUUAUUAUUACCAGAGGUGAAGCGGAAAAAGAUGAGCGAGGACACGCGCCCAGACGAUGACAGCUACAUAGUGCGCGUCAAAGCGGUGGUGAUGACCAGGGACGACUCGAGCGGCGGCUGGCUGGCGCAGGACGGCUGCCUGAGCAGAGUGGGCGUGUGCAGGCUGCUGCCGAGCGAGCUGCUGGGACGCAACACCUUCCUCAUCCACGGAGAGCGGCUCAAAGACAAGCAGGUGAUUCUGGAGUGUUUUCUAAAGAAAGAUCUGGUCUACACAAAGGCCACGCCCACAUUCCACCACUGGAAGGUGGACAACAAAAAGUGUGGUCUGACCUUCCAGAGCCCGGCCGACGCCCGAGCCUUUGACCGCGGCGUGAGGAAGGCCCUGGAGGACCUGACAGAAGGUUCGACCACGUCCUCGUCCACGCUGCAGAACGAAGCAGAGCUCGGCGACGAUGACGUCUUCACGACCGCCACCGAUAGCUCGUCCAACUCGUCCCAGAAGAGAGAGCCGGCAAUGCACGCACUAGCCCCGCCCACCUUCUGCGAGGCCCGCCGGCACCACUGCAUCCUGGGACAUUUCUACGAGCAGCACCGGCCCUCGGAUCACUACUUCCUCGACCAGGCGGUGCACAUGUUUCCUCGACACGUCAGCUUCCAGGUGGAGGAGGAGGAGAUCGUGAGGAUCAACCCCCGCGAGCGGACCUGGCUCACCGGCUACGAGGACUAUCGCCACGACAAGCUCACUCAGCCUGACAACCCCAACGCCUAUGUGCACUUCACCAAGAGCGAGCCGCCCAAACACGACUACACCUACCCGUACCCGCUGAGCUGCGAAGUGCAGCGAGGCUGCGACGGGAAGCCGGGCUGCUUGGAGCUGGGCGGCGGCCGCAGAGCGGUGGUGACGGUGCAGCCGCGAGCUCUGCAGCCUAAAGGCAAACGGCGGAAGGAGGAUGGCGAGCGCUCGCGCUGCGUUUACUGUCAGGACAUGUUCAACCACGAGGACAAUGGGCGGGGCCGCUGCCAGGAAGCACCCGACCCCAUCCAGACCUGCAUCCGGCGGGUCAGCUUCAUGUGGUGCGCGGACAGCCUGCUGUACCACUGCAUGUCGGACCCGGAGGGCGAUUACUCGGACCCGUGUUCCUGCGACACCAGCGACGAGCGCUUCUGUCUGCGCUGGACGGCGCUGGUGGGGCUGUCGCUGCUGGCGCCCUGCAUGUGCUGCUACGCCCCCCUCAGGGCGUGUUACCGCUGCGGCGUGGCCUGCCACUGCUGCGGUGGGAAACACAAAGCUGUGGGCUGAGGCGUCACAGGCCCCGCCCCCUCACACAGACAGCAAGGACUCAUGGGAGGAGCCGGAGGAGAUUUCUACGUUGUUUUGUCGUCAUUUGUCUCGUCUCCAAUUUCCAGAAGGAGGAAAAAUGUUCCUGUUGUUUUUUGUUUUUUGUGACGUUGGAGACGAAACGGCUUCAACUGUCACGACGACUGAACAAAGAAUAUUCAUUUAUAUAUAAAAUUCUAUAGAUAUAAAUAUAAAUAUAUAUAUAAAACAGGUACUUUAUAUUUUUACACUCAUGUGUUUUAAAGGUGAAGAAGUAGAAGAGACGUGUGUGAAUGUUGUCGAGCUGCAGAACGUUUCACACUCAACGGAUUUUAAUCACGAGGUUUGAUCAGUUUUAAAAAUUAAUUUACAGAAAUAUUCAACGUCUCACACACACACACACACACACACACACACACACACACACACACACACACACACACACACACACACACACACACACACACACACACACACACACACACACACACACACACACACACACACA
This is a messenger RNA of Seriola aureovittata, 1974 nucleotides long. It is a transcript of the gene spred2a, whose product is annotated as sprouty related EVH1 domain containing 2a. Lineage: Eukaryota; Metazoa; Chordata; Actinopteri; Carangiformes; Carangidae. Gene Ontology annotation, molecular function: protein kinase binding. Gene Ontology annotation, biological process: multicellular organism development; negative regulation of MAPK cascade. Gene Ontology annotation, cellular component: membrane. The transcript has 6 exons. The coding region runs from base 180 to 1448 and encodes 422 amino acids. The record is from RefSeq and is a predicted model, not a curated record.